Molecule: messenger RNA, 2523 nt
Organism: Coccidioides immitis RS
Lineage: Eukaryota; Fungi; Ascomycota; Eurotiomycetes; Onygenales; Onygenaceae
Exons: 7
Coding region: 1-2523 (840 amino acids)
Biological process (GO): DNA-templated transcription; regulation of DNA-templated transcription
Cellular component (GO): nucleus
Molecular function (GO): DNA binding; DNA-binding transcription factor activity, RNA polymerase II-specific; zinc ion binding
Source: RefSeq, a predicted model, not a curated record
AUGACGAGUCCCGCCUCCGCCUCGCCGUUGCGUGCGACUGAGCUCCAUCCCUCCAAGCCAUUGCCUCCCAAUGGCCGACGGCGCGACAAGGCCCAGCUGUCGUGCAUGCUAUGCAGGCACAGAAAGUUGCGAUGCGAUCGUUCCCAGCCCUGUCAGAAUUGCGCGAAGAGGGGUCAGUCAUGUAUAUACGUCAACUCCCCAAGUCAGGCCAAAUCGGGACAGACCGGGCGCCAGUACCCGGCCUAUCUGAAUAGCCUGCACGAACGCAUUCGCCACCUCGAGGGCGUGGUCUUGAACCUGGUCAAUAACAAGGAGACUGCCCAGGGUCACCCGGGCCUGCCCGAGAGUCAGAGUCAGGAUGCCCCGACUGAGCCGCAGGUGGUCGAGUCCGUGGGUCGCCUCAGUAUCGAAGACAACGGGACGAGCUAUUUUGGGAGCUCGACGUGGCAGGCGAUCUUGAACGAGAUCGAGUAUAUGAAAGAUCUUAUUCCGGAGAGCACUGACUCUCCUUUCACGGACCGCCCAAGGGACCUCGAGGAAGACGAUGGCCUUGAUCUACUGAUGGAAGCUAGAAAGUAUUUUGAACCGGGAGAAUUAUUCAACAGUGUGCCACCCCGCUCCGUGGUUGACCCGCUGAUCUGCCACUUCUUUGAGAAUAUGGAAAUCUCCCCUUUGAUCUUGCAUUCACCAACGUUCCGGAAAGAAUAUGAAAAUUUUCGGCGCGACCCUACGACAGCGUCGAUCAUAUGGCUCAGCAUGGUGUUUGGCAUGAUGUCCCUCUCGUCAAGUUUCCUUCUGCUCUCCAACGUUGACCCUGAGCGCGAGGAAUCGCUGAGGAUGGACGUUCGAGACUACAGAGAGAGAUGCGCCCAGUGUCUCAUAUCAGGAAAUUAUACGAAACCGGGAAAAUACAAUCUACCGGCCCUAAUAAUAUAUCUCGCCUGCGAACGCAUGCGGAAGGAGGAAUUUGACUACGGUCUUCCCAUUCUGUUUGCGAUGAUCGUCAGCCUGGCCCUGCGCAUGGGCUAUCACCGUGACGCGAGCCACUAUCCCAAUCUAUCUCCUUUUGCCGGGGAAAUACGCCGGCGCCUUUGGGCUGUCGUCGUGCAGCUUGAUCAGAUGAUAUCUGUUGCAGUGGGCGUUCCCAGAUUGAUUGAUGACUCCAAAACCGACAAUUCACCUCCGCGAAACCUCCGUGAGGAAGAUUUCUCAGAAGAUUCGGCGGAACUACCGCCGCCGAGACCGUUGGCCGAUCCUACGGUGGUGACGUACGUGCUCGCCAGGCUAAAGCUUAUCAGGUUCCUGGGGAAGACUACCGAUCUCGCAAAUGCUACUGUUCCACCGCGGUACGAGACGGUCCUGGAGUUUGAUCGAGAGCUCUCUAAUAUAUACGGACAAUUGCCGACAUUUUACAAGCUGGGAGAAGGUCCGGAUACGCAAGAUUCUCUGACGUUCCUUCAGCGACUGUCGUUUGAAUCUCUGUAUGAACAGGCGCGGUGCACGCUGCAUCGGAAAUACCUUACUAAACAGGACCCGCGAUACGCCUAUUCGCGAGAGGCAUGCGUGGAUGCGGCGAUGAACAUGCUCGCGCAGCAACGGUACAUGCACCGGGAGAGUCAACCAGGCAAAAAGCUGUUCCCGCAGAGGUGGAAACUUCUUACCUAUCUAAACCGUGAGAAUCUCUUGGCGGCAAUGAUUGUUUGCCUCGACGUCGACCAGGCGCUCAGGAAUAUCGGCGCAUCGAGCAAUCCAACCGCCCCACUAAGUAAUCCAGCUCUGUCCCUGGAGAGUAAGAUCCAAGCUUUGGAGCAGUCUUUUGGUAUCUGGCAGGAAUACCGCUCCAUGUCCAAGGAGGCAUCGACGGCAGCGCACGUUGUGCAAUUAACUAUUCGCAAGGCAAAGGCCGUGUGCGCCUCGCGCGAUGUUUCUGAAGGUAGUUUCGGAUCUGGAACAUCAAACUCUACCAGCCCAGUACAGAGUCUGCAGGGCGAACAGUUUGCUGGCAGCGCCAUGGACUAUUCAGUAACUACGACGGCGGCGGCGGCGGCGGUGGCAGCAGAGGCAGCGGCAGCACAGUACAUGAUUGGUAUGCCCCAUGGCGGUGGCGAGGGGAGCCAUCAUCAAUAUGGCGUGAUCGGUGAAAUACCGGAAAAUCAGGCGCAGCAACAACAGCAAGCAGAGCAGCUCCAGUAUAGACCCGAUGCGAUGAUGUAUCAGCAGCCGGACGCCAUGAUGGCGCAGGAGACCAGCAGAGGAUCGAUGGAGGCGAUGGCAGCUGCUGCGGCGGCGGCGGGGAUGUCGUCCAACCCGGCGUACAAAGUGAUGGAGACGAUGAUCGAUGCGCCGGUGCAAUUUGGCUGGGGUGCAUUUUGGGAUCCUCAGUUUCCACGCGAUUACACGACCGCGGGCGGUGUUACGGCGGAAGACGUCUGGACGCCCGAUAGGAAUGGGGGUGGCGUGCCGCCGCCGCCUCCCCCCGCUCCAGGGGCGUCGUCGGGUGGGGGAUUGGGGUAUCAGGGAUGA